This is a messenger RNA of Micropterus salmoides (largemouth bass), 4085 nucleotides long. Its product is annotated as PDZ domain-containing protein 2-like. NCBI's taxonomy places the organism in Eukaryota, Metazoa, Chordata, Actinopteri, Centrarchiformes, Centrarchidae. The record is from RefSeq and is a predicted model, not a curated record. The transcript has 6 exons. Gene Ontology annotation, molecular function: protein binding. Bases 475 to 3849 code for a protein of 1124 amino acids.
AGUGAGCGACAGAAUGAUCAGUCCCGGUUAAACAACCUCUGGGGGUAGAGCUGCAGGUUGGCCCAGCACAAUGUGCUUCCCUGCCUCCAGCCUCCUGCAGGAGAAUGAAACUGGAAGGGGAGGGGCGGUAAUACUAUUCUGAGUAUAAUGAUUGUUUAGUGGGAGUGACUCAGUGAUAUGGUCUCCAAGGACCUUUUUGUGAAGAUUAGACUGUUACUGCAUAACUGAAAAACCAUCACUCAUGACAGUAUUCUUGUAUUAUUUUGUUCUAUGACACUACCAGUAUGUAACCUCACCAUGUUGCAAGAUAAAAUAGCUUCUUUUUUUGUAGAGUGUGUAAUAGUGUUUUUUUGUAGAGUGUAUUUUGAAAAAAAUAUUCAUAUGUCAGUUGAACACUUGUGUCCCUCUUUUAACCCUGACUAAACUGCUUGCUUUUUAUUUCUGGUCCCAGCUGUAGAUCAGCUGUCCAGUUUGAUGUCAUCAGGGAGCAGUAAUGGAGCCAUCAGACUGAACCCAGCCAGAUCUGCUCAGGACACAUCAAAUGAAGAACAAGUAAUAAGUGCAAAUAUAGGAAAUUCCAAGCACACAACCCAAACAGAGCAGGACUUUCAAAUACCCAUCACCAAUAUAGAUGACAUUUUAUCAGAAGUGAGCCUCUGUACUGAUAAAGAUACACACACAACAUCCUCCUACGAAAAACUAUCCAAUGAGUCUGUAUCCUGCUGCUCAAGCCAAAAAGGUGUAACCUUGUCUGACAAAGUUGGCAUUCAGGUUCCAAUACCGUCCAGUCCCCUGGACUGUUCCAUCUUGGAUGCAGGAAAUGAAAAAGGUGCCAUCCUCCCUGUGGAGACAACACAGGAAAAGAGCUCUGCUGUCUUCAGUGGGUCAAGUCUGGAAAUUCCUGAUGCUGGUUCUAUAUAUAUGUACCCCAUAGGAGAUAGUGAUUCAAACAGUGACUCCAGCACUGACAGCAGUGAAAUGGUCAAUAAGAUAACUGGCAGCAGUUUUAGUCUUCAUGAGUCGUCUUCAGAUGAGGAAGAAGUGGAGUUUUGUUCCUGUGAUGCCCAACAAUCUGCUGCUGGUGGACACUUUCAUAUAAGCCACUCAUCGAAUGGGUCUUCACCUUUUCAGCCUGCUAGCAGUCAAAAUACAAACCUGGAUCAGACUGUUGAUGUGUUGCAGGUCUUUUUUGAUGUGUCACUGACAAGCAAAGAAAACUCUGUUUCAACAACCCAAUGCUCACAGCUUUCUCAGUUAUCAGGGGUCUUCCCUACAGAGUCUUUUCUACAGAGUCAGUCUUCCAACAGUACAAUACCUGUGUCUUCUAUAGAGGGCCACAUUAAAACCUUUGACAAAGUUAAAGCAUGUGUGGCAUCUAGUUCUGGAAGCCUAAGCAUUUACAGCAGCCCCUCCCCACCAGAAACCUGCAGUGUCACUCAGGGUUCUAAUGCAAAUUUACAUGCAGAUGCCUCACUGACCUCAGAUUGGCUGAAGCAUUUGAAUACACGAACACCCAGUUCACUAACAAUGGAAUCAGAGACCUCAAUUUCAAGCACCAGCAGAUUGCAUACAAGAGUGUCAGCAACAAUUUUAAACAAAGAAAAGGUCCUGGAUUGUAGAGGUAAUUUAAAACCUCAUGCUAGAUCCUUGCUUAAGAAGACCUCUAAGCUAAAACUUCUUGGUAAUUCAGACUGUCCUGUGUGGAGUAGUAACUUAAAACUUCAGGUUGAAACUCAAAUCCAACCAAACACUAGUGCUCCCAAACUGAAGGGCCUAAGCAUUAAGUGUAAGAACAAAUCACCAGAGCAGCCUCUCCAGCCCAAGAGUGAAAGUCCAGUUCCUUCAAACACCAAUGCUUCCAUGAACCAGUCAACAAAAUUACCACCAACGGCAACCAUGUCAAGCCUUUUGAAGACCAACCAGCCUGAUGUGAACAGCGGCCUUACUGUGCCCAAAGUAAGUGAAAGAAAACAAGUUACAGCUGAACAAAGUCCUUCAGGUGGCACAUUACAAACUGUACAGCUGGCCAAGGAGAAGGACAUCGAUUUAGGUUCUACAGCAACCGCCAAAUCACAGGGCUGGUCUCACCUUCCUCCCACGCAGAGAACAUUUAUAGAGGUUCGACUGUCAGCACACAAUGAAACACUUAAUUCAAAAGUCUCCAAACCCAUUCAACGAGGCACAGAUGGAAGACUAGCACCCAUGCUUUCUCCUGCAAACUCCACAGAUGGCAUGAUCAGUAACACAGUAUUUAAUUCACUGUGUUCUACCAAAGAAGCUCAUUCAACCACAAGUAAUGGUUCAAAACCCAGUACUAUUGUGGAAAGAACUGAGACCCUAAAGUCCAGCACAUCCAGACUGUACAUAAAGACAAUGGAAAGACAAAGCUUCUUGACAGACACUGCCUUGACUGCAGACUACAAUCCCUUCUCUGUCAGACAUAAGAUAAAGUCCUUUGAAAACCUGACUAAUUUUGACAAGCCAGUGGCUAAAAGCAGUGACAUUCACUCAUAUGCUCUGGCAUAUAGAGCCUCGCUUAACCAAAGGAUUGCUGGUUAUAUGGGCUUGGUUAAUUCUAAGAACUGCCAGGCACAGCAAAGAAAUUUAAGUUCAUAUGUGGAUAAUUUAAUCCCUACCACACCCUGCUCACUUUUUCUUGGUAAAUCUCCAUCUAGCAUUGCACUGAUAAACCUUGAGCUUCCACAGUCAAGGUGUAACACAGCUCCCGUGACUGAGGACAAUCCUGAGGCUGAUAUUCAAAGAGCUUCAGUUGGGAUUACAACACAGACUCCUCAAGAACAACAGAGAAAACAUGACAGACUCCCCAACAGCAGGUUGCGGCAGCUCAGGGCUCUUAGUAUGCCUGAAUUGGAAAAACUAUGUACAGAGGACUUUAAUAGAGGACAUGGUACUGUCAGAGACAAAACUGAGCAUGGCAUACAUCCCACUAUACAUUCGAAAGCCACAGUGACUGAGAGCUUUCCAUCUUUUUCAACCCUAACAAAAGUGGAUGUGAACAGGCUGAGCCGAGAUGACCUUAGAUCCACAGAAGAGACUCCUCAAGGAACCCUACAGACCCAUGGACAACUGCCUGGCUGGUCCAUCAGUUUUAAAGAGCUGGCUACUUCUCCUGUCAGUCAGUGUAAGCUGCAAACACUUUCUUCCCUGACAGUUAAAUCAUACCUGUCUGCCCUGCUUCAGGAGGCCAAGGCCCUGUCAGAGGUAAACCAUAACACUUACCUUGUUUUCCUGAGUAAAGAAGAAGGCUCAGGACUUGGCUUUAGUAUUGCUGGUGGCGUCGACCUUGAGCAGAAGGCAAUAACUGUUCAUCGGAUCUUCAGCAAAGGUGCAGCUAGCCGCGAAGGCACAAUCCAGAGAGGUGACAGUAUUUUAUCCAUAAACGGCACAAGUCUGGAGGGUAAAACCCAUGGAGAGGCUGUGUCUUGCCUUCAUCAAGCCAGGCUGUCCAAUCAAGCCUUAGUAGUCAUUAGCAGAGACAUGGGCUGUGUCUCUGACAGACAUAACAUGUGUUUUGCUAGGAAGAAGUCUGUGGAGGCGGAAGCAGGUCCAGACGAUGCUUUAACAGUGGAGCUUGACAAGUCUUCUGCUGGCCUGGGCUUCAGUCUGGAGGGGGGAAAGUCUUCAAGCCACGGAGACAGGCCUCUCAUUGUCAAACACAUCUUUAAAGGAGGCGCUGCAGAGCUGUCCGGGCUCAUUGAAGUUGGCGAUGAGGUCCUGUCAAUCAAUGGCUGUUCUCUGGAGGGCCUCAUGCACCAUGAUGCCUGGAAAAUCAUCAGAGCCACUAACGAAGGACUCAACCACCUCCUCAUCCGCAAGCCCAAAAUAUGACUGUAGAGAGAAAAUAUAAACCUCCUGAGAAGGACCAAUGUUAAACGCCGCCCCAAAACAGGGUAUGGGCAGGUCAGAUUGGAUGGACUGCUAACUAUUGCGGUGUACAGUGCUAAUUGUGAUUUUUUUCUGAUAGAAAUUGCAGUUUGUUUACAAUAGAUUUACUAUGGAAUACAAAAGAAAACAAUAUUGUUGUCAGUUCUUUCUUUUUUUAAAUAAAGUAAUGUCAAGAUCUA